AUGACUGGGAGCACCCUGCUUGCAGUCACAUUGGCGGCUUUCCUAGCAUACCAAAUAUGGAUGUGCAUCUACAAUUUGUACUUCCAUCCCUGUGCAAAGUAUCCCGGUCCCUUCCUCGCGAGGAUGAGCAUCUUUCCCGAUUUGUACUAUGCAUGGAAGGGAACCAAGCACAUGUGGGCAGAUGAUCUUCACAAAAGAUAUGGGCCGGUCGUACGUCUCGAACCAUCCUUUCUCUCCGUCAUCACACCUGGUGCUGUACAAGCCAUAUACGCUCAUGGAUCCUCUUUUGAGAAGGCAACCUUCUACCACCGGGGCUCGCCACAAACCCAAGUGUUGACGAACCUGGCAACGGCCACCGACAAGAAGGUUCACAGCCGAAAGCGCAGAAUCAUCGCGCAGGCAUUCAGCGAGGCGUCGAUCCGAUGGUAUGAAGCGACGCUACUCAACAAGGAUCGUAUCUUUUGUCAACGCAUUUGCGACCCGGAUACAUUCGGGGGAAAAUACAAGAACAUGGCACGAUGGUUCUCCUAUCUCACCUACGAUACAAUGGGAGUCUUGACGUUUAGUCAUGAGUACAACAUGUUGACAAAGGAGGACGAUCACUUCAUUCAGCCCUUGAUCGAUACAUUUCAGCACAGUCAAGUCGUUCUGGGCGUUGUGCCUUGGGUCGAACGCUGGGGUCUGGCCCCAUUACUCUUUGUCAGAAUCCUGGGUGCGGUGGCAAGAUUCCGCAAGUAUGUCGACCGACAAGUUGCUUUUCGAAUGGACCAGGAAAAAGCUGGGAAAGGCGCUCGAGAUAUCUUCAAGAUCCUUCUCGACCACGAAGACAAGACCACGGGCGAGAAGAUGGAGUUUAAAGAGCUUUCCGAUGAAGCGGUUGUUUUGAUCAUAGCUGCGUCCGAUACAACAGGCACGGCGCUUUCCGGCCUCUGGUUCUAUCUCGCAAAGUAUCCGGAGUGCUACAGUAAGCUCAAAGAUGAAGUUCGAUCGACUUUUUCGGAUGUCGAAGAGAUUAUCAGCGGCGACAAGCUACGAAGCUGCAAAUACCUCAGAGCAUGUGUUGAAGAGGCGCUCCGUAUGAGUCCCGGCGUACCGGGAUAUCUCACCAGAGAAUCUGCAAAAGACGAGUCGAUUGACGGGCACUUCAUCCCAGCAGGAACUCAAGUCGGAGCUCCAGGGUGGACCACUCAUCGCAAUCCCGACAUCUUCCCCGAUCCACAGACUUACCGGCCCGAGCGAUGGAUGACCGAGUCCUCGGAGGAGCUCCAGCGGAUGCGUUCGAUUCAUUUUCCCUUUAGCUACGGCCAGAGAGCAUGUAUUGGGAAGAACUUGGCCUACAACUCAAUUUAUCUCAUCACAGCUCGGCUGGCAUUCUUGUUUGAGAUCGAGUCCCGUGAUGCUCUGCCAUUGGAAUACCAUGUCAAGGAUCACUUUGCAGCUGGCGAAAAGGAUGGGCCAUAUCUAGCAUUCACAGAGAAGAGCCUUAAAUAG
This is a messenger RNA of Ramularia collo-cygni, 1491 nucleotides long. RefSeq names its product related to cytochrome P450 67. The transcript has 8 exons. Gene Ontology annotation, molecular function: monooxygenase activity; iron ion binding; oxidoreductase activity, acting on paired donors, with incorporation or reduction of molecular oxygen. The record is from RefSeq and is a predicted model, not a curated record. Lineage: Eukaryota; Fungi; Ascomycota; Dothideomycetes; Mycosphaerellales; Mycosphaerellaceae. Bases 1 to 1491 code for a protein of 496 amino acids.